Molecule: messenger RNA, 3015 nt
Organism: Exaiptasia diaphana
Lineage: Eukaryota; Metazoa; Cnidaria; Anthozoa; Actiniaria; Aiptasiidae
Product: axin-1
Exons: 7
Coding region: 356-2758 (800 amino acids)
Biological process (GO): negative regulation of canonical Wnt signaling pathway
Source: RefSeq, a predicted model, not a curated record
AUUUUGCAGUCUUUUGCCGAACUAAAUAACAUUGUGAGCCCAAAUGUAAAAGCUACCGAUAACUUUGCAAGCUAUCCGAUGGUGGAGGCUUAGAACAGGCGGUUUUGAUAUUUUCUCUCAAUAUAGUGUAUGUUUAGGUGAAAAAGUGAUGUGUAAUGAUCGAUUCCAUGGCAAAAGUAUAAUUUAAGAAGUUCAACGGAGCAUUACUCUGUUUGAAUGGUAUUUGCUUUGGGCCGUAGCGGUCUCUUUGAUCUCCGCGACUAUUCACUUACACCCCGAAGAUUCUUCUUUGCGAAGCAGAUUUGGUGAUCUGUGUGGAUUCAAUGCCGGUUUACUCCGUGCAUUUAUUGUCACGAUGGAUUCGACAGUGACUAAGGAUGAUAUAUCGAGCAGACUUGCUUAUACACUAGAUUCACAACAAGCACAAUCUACACGUGAAGGUGAAUCACUAAACAGCGAAUUGUGUACUAUGCCUAGACCACCUCCAACGGGAGAAGACUCGAGUGAAACUAUACGAUCGAAAGAAGCCAUUAGUGGCUCAUCCAAGGCUGAAUGUCCUAGUCCAAGACUUACACCAAGAAGAUAUACUGCAAAGGAAUUACCGGCAAGUUACGUUCAUACCAGUGAUGAAGAUAAGUUGGCUCCCCUCGGCUUUGAACCCGAAGGAGAAGCGGUCUCUACUCCUACAUUUCGUGAAGCUGGAUGUUUUUCGGAUAUGCUGAGCGAUUCAGAGGGGCGUUUUGUUUUUUAUCAGUAUUUGCGGAGAAUAAAUUGUCACAUUCUCCUGGAUUUCUGUCGUGCUUGCGACGAGUUCCGAGGGAUUGUCAACACCGCUCCACAAAAACUAUCUGCUGGUAAAGCUGUCUUCCAGCAAUAUAUAGCAACUCGAGGAACUUGCGAUCAGUUGGGUAUUAAACCAAGUAGUCGAUCUAAAAUUGUCGAACUUAUAAGCGUCCAACCUAUAGAUCCUCAGAUCUUUGAAGAGGCUUAUUCUCAAGUUGUAGCAAACAUGAAAAAUUUACACUAUAAAGCUUUUUUAAACUCCAGUUUCUUCAAAGAUUCUGCAGAAGUACAGGCUGAGUCUAAAAUAAUAAAUGAACCUUAUAAUAGAAGAUACCAGAGUGGUUACCUUCCUACUUUACCUGAGGAAAAGGUGCUUGGAUUUGGUGAUGAAAUGGAAGACUUUGAAUAUGAACAACAUUGCAAGAACACUAAACGACCGUUGUAUGUACAGACCAACUCUACAUCGGACGAAAAAAAUGCAAGAAAAUUGCUUCAUAACCCUAUUAAAGAUGGCAGCUCACCUUAUUACUAUCCWACUGCACCCUUAGCAUCAAUAACAGAAUCAGAAAGCAUAUCGAGUGAUGCUCUUACAGAUGAUACUCUAUCAAUGACUACAGACACCAGCGAUGGCACAAGAUACAGUGGCAACAGGAGAGCACAUAGAAAUAAUAGAUCAACACAACCAAGAUAUCCAUUUAUUCCACGCACACACAGAAUGCCUAAAGAAGCCAGACARCCCUUGAAUCCUGAAGAAUUUGCCAAAAUCUUGACUGAAAAGCUAGAGAAAGUUAAACUUGAACAACAAAUGCAAGAACGAGAAGCUAUAAACCUGUCACAGUCUCUUGAUGUUGAGAGACCUGGCAGCUCCCAGUCCAAAAAGUCAAUUCUACAAGAAGCAAUUGAAAACAAGGAAAGACGAGAUAAGAUUCCUCUCAGUACAAUGGUCCAUUUACCUAUGCAGGAUGACUCAUCUUCAAUAAGUACAUCCAACCAUUCCUCGUCAAAAAGCACCAGUGCACGUGCAACUGCAGGAUCAGCUGCACAAAAUAGUAGUAGUAGUGAGAGUACUCACCGGAAAUAUCGCAAUGCACGGCAUGGGCAUAAAUCUUCUAAGCACGAGAGUGAACCAGUUAAUAGACUAAAUGAACAAUUACCACCUAAUAUGUACAAAGAACCUAAAGUUAGAAACCAUAAUGUACCAAAUGACGAAAUCCCAUUUUUGACUGCAAAUCAUCACCGUAUCCAAGAGUGGAUGGCAACUGGCGAAGAAGAAUUAAAGAAACAAAAACCUAAAUCUCAUCAAUCAAAAAGYCGUCAGUCUUCUAGCAGUUGUUCAGAUAGUUAUGGUGGACACCAUCAACCUUUGCAACCCAUUGCUCAAGAUCCAAUGAUGCCUCUUCUACAUGGUCCAGAAGCUACAACAGUGCUCAGUGAAGUCAGCCGUAGACUCUGCAUGGAAACCAAAGAACAUGAUCGUAAAAGCAAACAAAGACACAGAUCUCGAAACAGUGUUGAGGAUUCAAGYGAUCAGUCUUCAUACUACGGCAAAGCAAGCACUACCGAUGCAUCAAGCUGUAGUCAAUCAUUACUUUCCUAUGAUUUAAAUCAACAUCAAUCUUAUUCAUCAUUACCAUCAUCAGCAUCAAAUAUGGGAAAUGAUACGAAAAGUCGGUCAGACAGUGGUAUUGGUGGAGGCGUAAGAAAAAAGGAGAAACAUAAUGCAACCACAUUGAUUUACUGGCUUUGGGGUGAGCCUAUUGCGUAUAGAACAUCUUUACCAGGAAGACAUAUUACUCUGGGACAGUUCAAGACACAACUUACCCCUCGUAGAGGAGAAUUCAGAUAUUUCUUCAAAACAAAGACAGAUGAACGGGAUUGUGARGUUACUGUUGUUUAUGAAGAAGUUCGWGAUGACAACAUGGAGUUACCAAUGUUUGAUGGGAAAAUUAUUGGCAAAGUAGAGAAAGUCGACUAAAACUAUUAUUAACAAAUGAACAGAGUUUUCAAUAUGGAGUUGUUGUUUUAAUACUGGAAUAUUUUAUGACUCAGAAAGGAUUUCUAAUAUUAUCAAUAUUCAAGGUUUUAUAGCCCUUGUAUGCCAGAGAAUUGGCUUUUAUGUAAAUAGACUUAUAAUAUAUUUGUAUUAUAACAUGAUAUGUUAAUGUUGUACAAUUUUAAAGCUCCUUCAAAUAAAAAUAUUAUUUUACAGAAUAAACAACAAUUGGAUUUUAA